CUUCGCCUUCGCUUUUUAAUUUUUAUUAUUGAGAAUCGGAAUAGACGGCGGAAGAAAGGAAGGGUGAUUAUUGCAAGUAUCAGAGACCGAGGAGACGAAGCACGGGAGCAGGCUGGCAGAGGAGGAAGAAGAAAAAGGAGAAAGCGACUGAGGUUUUCCUUGGAAAGUGGAAACAAACGCUGCGAAUCCCUAGGGUUUCUUCGUCCUUGCAUCUCUCCCAAACUGGUUGCUGUUGCUGCUUGGAUUUCUCGUUAUCAGCUAUGGCUUUUUGGGGAGUUGAAGUGAAACCUGGGAGGCCCUUCACUCAUACGUCUGAUGGUGGGAAUAGAAGGCUACACGUUUCGCAGGCCUCUUUGGGGAACGGUACUGCUACCAAUAAGAGCAUACUUCAGUGUAAUGUUGGAAACAAGAGUCCUAUCUGUCUGUGUACAUUGUUCCCCAAUAACUCUGAGGUGUGCCAAAUACAUGUUGAGUAUCAGGAGACCGACGAUGUUGUGUUCUCUGUUAUUGGUCCUCGUAGUGUUCACCUUAGUGGUUACUAUAAGGACUAUGAUGGGAAUCACAAGGCUGGUGAUGACUCGUAUCCUUUUUACUGCCCCAUUUUGCUUCCUUGCUAUUCCAGUUUCCUUUUAUUGUUUUGUUCCUCUUGGCUGCAUCUUUUUUACUCUUCCUUCCCUCACCUGGCUUGCCUCAACUCUGGUGAUUGCUGGGCACUUGUUUGUUUCUCCUUUCGUUUCUGUUUUGUAAUCGAUUUCCUUAUGCUUAAUUUAAUUGCUUCACCAUUAUAAAGAAAUCAUUGACAUACAAACCAUAAGGUAGCUGCACAUAUUAUAUCUUGUCGAUUAUGUGAAAGAAUGAUUCUUUCUGUUUGCUUAGACUUCUCAUGUUUUGCCUCCUUUAACUUUGUGUUUGGCUUAGUUCUACAAUACUUAAGCUAGUUAAUGAGCCAAAUCAAAGUCCCUCUUAUUUUCUCAAUUUGUGAAGUAGACUCUUCAUAAUAGACUUGGAAGUUGGCUUGUUUGUUCUUUACUUUUGGCUCUUAGAGUUUCUUAUGGUGAAGAUAUUGGAGAUUCAGAUACAGACAGGUCUGUCCAUGACAGUGAAGAAGAUGGCCAGGAGAAUAGUUUUAUCAAUGAUGGUGAUCCAGGAACCAUGUCUGCUUCUCUUGUUUCUGGUGAUGGAGUCGAAGAGGUAAAUGCAAAGCCUGUGAACCAGAAGUGCCGCUAUAAACGUCUAAGGAAGACAUACAAGUUAACUGACUCAGAUGAUGACAACUCUUCUGAUCAUCAGGCCAUGGGAUUUGGUUAUAAUGUUGAUGCUGGAGUGGGUAGCGAAGAAGAUGAUGCUUUGGUCCUUAUUUCAUCUCUACAUAAGAAGAAGCCUUCUGCCAGAGUUCAUAAUGAGACUGAUUUACCAUCAAAUAACUUGACUUUGGUGGAACAGCCAAGUGCCAUUGUAGAUGGUAAUCAGCAAAGGCACCGGGAUAAGCUCAAGAGCCAAAUGAAAGAUAAGGGUAAACAGAAGAACCUACCUGAAGCUGAUGGUCCAGAUGAUUUUUUCUCGGUAAGCAUCCUUAAGUGGCCAAAUCGUAAGGACAAUGAGAAAAAGAAUGGCAAGGUUGGUGAUCAUGUGUCUCUGUUGAAGGAAGUAGAUAAGGACACUGCAUAUUUUGGGUCUCCUCCCAAGCAGACCGAUCUUCAAAAAAGUGAAAAGAGAAAGAGAAAACGGAAAGUACUAGUCGACGAGUAUGCCUCUCAGGAAAAGUGUGACAAUAGCUUCUCUAUCAAAGAGGAUGGAGAGAAUCAUGGAUCGACACCCACUGUUUUGGAUAAUGAUUUUUCUUCACCGGCUGAGUAUGACAAAGACAAUUCUUCUUCCCUGAUAUCUAUCUGUUUGGCUGAUCAGGUUGUUGCUGAGACUGAUCAAGAGGGUAAGAAACGAAAGAAACGUAAAAUUGACAAGCUUGGCAAGGCCUUGAAUGCUGGAGUUUCUGUGCCAUCCAAGGCCGAAGAAAAUGUACAUGCUAACAUUGAGGAUGAUGCUGUUGAGAUCAAAUCAUCUCAGGAGUUGGGCAGUCAAUCUGUUGAUGAUACUGAAGAAGGAAAGGAAAAGAGAAGUAAUAGGCAGAAGCUAAGGAAGCGUUUGAAUGCUGAAACACCUGCUGCACCAAAGGGCGAGGACAAUCAACCUGCCAAAAUUGAGGAAGGUGUUGCUAAGACCAAGUUAUCUCAGGUCCAGACAUUUGCAGGGGGAUUACUUGUAGAGGAGCUAGAACCAGGGAAAACGGAAGGAAGAUUGGCUGCUCCAGGCAGGAAGAUCAGUGUAUCUUAUACUGGCAAGCGGAAGAAUACUGGAGAAGUUUUGAGUUCGAACAUUGAUGGGCGUCCACUGAAGUUUGUGCUAGGUGGGGAAGAGGUUACAGAGGCUUGGAAUGUUGGUCUGAAUGGUAUGCGGGUUGGUGAGUUGAGGCGGCUGACAUUCCCUGCUCCCUCAUGCACAAGAAGCAGCAGCACUAGGCAUGGAAAUGGGAGUGAAGGAGUAGAUGGCGGGGAGGUUAUUACAACCACAGUACCACCACUCCCACUAGAUUGUGAUGUUGAUGAUAAGAGCGAGGGAGCAGAGAAAUGGCUAGUGUACGACGUCAAGCUGCUUAAAGUCCGCAAGAAUUUAGAUUGAGGACAGCGAAGGUGAGGUUCCCACAAAUAUAUUUUGGUACAGGGUAGUACAGUGGGUCCUCUUUUUUGGGCUGUUCUUUUGGAUUAUAUUUUCCCCUACUUGUUUCCUUCUCUGAAGUCUGAACUGGGCAUAUAUGAAAAUCAAAAACUUAUUCCCCAUUUUAGGACAGCAGAGCUGAGGUUCCCACAAUUAUAUUUUGGUACGGUAUUGUACAGUGGGUCAUCUCUUUUUUGCGGUGUCUUUUUUGGAUUAUAUUUUUCUCUAAUUAGAUCCUUCUCUAAACUGGUUGUAUGAUAUCCAAAGUCCAAACCUACUUAUUCCCCAUUUGAGUACAGCGGAGCUGAGGUUCCCGCAAAUAUAUUUUGGUACAGUUCCUCUUUUCUGGGUGUCUUUUGGAUUAUAUUUUCCCCUAUUUAGAUGCUCCUCUGAACUGGUUGUUUGGAAUCUAAAACUAAUUAUUCCCCAUUUAAUUGCUACUAGGUGGUGAUGUUGCGUCUUGUUGUAGGACGGAGAUGGUCUAUGCGCAUGCAUUAUGUGACCCGUUAUGGUGUUUUAUUAGUAUUAUUAGUCUAAAAUUAUGUUUUUGUUUGCAG
Messenger RNA from Linum tenue, 3269 nucleotides. NCBI's taxonomy places the organism in Eukaryota, Viridiplantae, Streptophyta, Magnoliopsida, Malpighiales, Linaceae. The record is from the annotation of a GenBank genome assembly.